GUUACAAUUAAAAAAAAAAAAGAAAGAAAAUUUCAAAAGGGGAUAUUGAUGAGUAGUUCCGGGAAUAAGAGACUCAACAUUUCUUGAUGAGUAAUAAAAUUUACUUUAAAGAACAUAAUUUUUGACUUUUUAGAGAUGCGAACUAAUACUUUCUACCAAAAAGUUUUCAUUUGCCAUAUACAUGGAUAUGGUGAGAAACCUGGAAGUGAGCCUGAAGAGGUGAGACUGCAGAAUGCCAGUGAACAGAUCGUGCAGAAUGCCAUCCUGCGGGCCGUGCGGCAGGUCUCCCAGGAGAGUCGGCGCAGGGAGGAGAGAGCCAGGGACGGUCGCAGCGGCUUCCAGCAGGGCAUGGGGGACUUAACCAAGAAGCAUGAAAAGAAGUAACGUGGCGGAGCUGGCUCUUGUCACAUGCUUGGUUCCAGCCUUCCUCUUAGAAUAGGACACGUUGCCAAUUUAUUGCCAAUAAAGCAAACCAAAGUGUCAUGGGCACCUCGCAGUAGAAUGAAUGUGCACUAGCCCUUGGUUGAGAAGCACUGGCUUGAGAAAGUGCAUUGAUGAUUCUGUUCAUAUCUGUGCAGUGCCUCUGAAACAGUAGGGACAAACGUGGCACUGUGAUUGCAAAAGUAGUUUUGCAGCUCAAUUUAUUUUUAAAGUUCUUUUUUUUUUUUUUAAAGAAUUCUAAGUCCUGUUUAUUUACUUUUGCCUUUUAUUCAUCCUCUCUGUGAAUUUAACCAGCAGUUUUUUGGCUAAAAUACUGAGUACAGCACUGUGUUCUUUAUAUUUUUAAAAGACAUGCUUAAAAGAUGAGGGAAUGGAGUUUUAGUCACCUUCAAAUAUGGAAUUGGAGUUUUACGAAGUGGGUUCAGGUCCAAGAUCAAAUUAAGUAAAGGCGAAGUCUAAGACUGUCUCUCAAGGUCUUACCAGGGCAUAUAUUUACAUUACUUUAAAAGAGGAGAAGUUUAGGCUUUUCAAAAACUCAGUCAUUCAGUCUCAAUUCCCUAAAUUAUUUGAGAGCAGGUGUUUACACUUUGUGUAGAAAUCCUUUGGGAAUAUAAUGGAUUCUUUUCCCAUCUGAUGAUUAAAUAAAUUACGUGAGUCUAUACAAGUGUGUGUGAGUUGCAGUGACUCAAUUCUUUAGCAGCCCCAUGAAGAACAGGUAGAAUUGUAGAUUCUGUAUGCUGCUGCCCGUCUUGGAGAUACUUACCCUUGGGUCUGAUUAUGAGAUGCAGCAUCCUUGGAAGGAAUUCUGGGGCCAUAUAAAUGCUAUGUCCUCACCAGGCUAUGCAAUGGCACUAGUACCUUACUAAUAGGAACUUUUCCCAUCCACAAAUUAUAAUUUUUUUUUUGAGAUUAUGAAAGUCAUACAGGCCAGGAAUGAAUAACACUUAACAUGGAAAAAAUAGAUUUUUCAACUUUCCAAAGCAUGAAAAUGCAGUGGGAACACUGAAGCAGCAGUGCUGUAAAUGCGGUUACAGAGAUAUGUGUCAGUGUGCACAUGAAGCCAUCUCUAUUGCAACAGGAUCACUUCCUGCUCCACUGCUGUGCGGAUAAUGCGCAUCUUCCUGGAGUAUUAGAGACCCAUUUCCUGGCCUUCACGAAAGUUAUUGAGUUGGCCCUAUUGGAGACAGAGGAAGAAUUUGAUCUUGGUUAAAAAACAUUUUGGCUUCAGAGUAUCAAUGUAUACAUUUGAUAGUUUUUUAAAAAAGAUAUAUUUCUAAAAUUCUAGUAUGUUACACUUUCCAGAAGGGGUACUAUGGAUAGUAGCAGAGGAAUGAAAACAAUUUCAUCUCUGUUAGACUAUCUCCCACAGGGCACAGAUGGAAUAAAUUCAUGGACAGAAUGGGUGGGGGAGGAGACUGAGGGGGAUAAAAUUUAAAUAUUUUUUAUCCAUAAAUAUUUUUUUAGCAAAAGUCAUGAUUACUGAAGAAGAUUUGAUCUAAAGUCAUCUAACUGAUGUGAUAUAUUUGCAUAGCAUAAAUAGCAGGAAUGAAAGUAUUUAGGGAAAUUAUACAGGAGUGCCCACAAAAAAACAAAACAAAAAACCACUCUAAUGCUUGUAGUUUGCAAGUGAUCUGGCACUAUGUCUACUGAGAUGUCUGGAUGUAACCAGCCUUGGUUUUUGCUGUCAUAUGGCAGAAACAUAUAAACAUGCUAUUUUUCUUCUCUGGUAUGUCUGUGCUAAUAAACUGGAGAUCUUUGAAAUAUCUUAUUAACUUCUGUAUCUACAUGUUAUUUAUAAAUAAAAUGUAUCCAGGUUUGAAA
Molecule: messenger RNA, 2262 nt
Organism: Galeopterus variegatus (Sunda flying lemur)
Lineage: Eukaryota; Metazoa; Chordata; Mammalia; Dermoptera; Cynocephalidae
Gene: AKAIN1
Product: chromosome unknown open reading frame, human C18orf42
Exons: 2
Coding region: 136-384 (82 amino acids)
Source: RefSeq, a predicted model, not a curated record